CCGAGCGAGGAGCGAGCUGCGAAGGGGAUGGCAGCCGCCUCGGAGCGGAACGAAGAGCAGACAGCGGCGGUGAGCAGCCGCUGCGGCGGGUCAAGGAUUUAAUUCCACCCCCCCUUCCUCCUCCCGCUCCGCGCCUGUUGGUAGGCGCCGCCGCGCGGGGCCCGCUGGUCCUGGCGCACAUGGCCCGGCAGUAGGAGCCGCCCCGCCCCUCCCCCGCUCCUUUCCUCGCCGCGCUGAGGCAGGGAGCGCGCGGCCGGCCGGGCCCCGCAGCCAGCCCCAUGCAGGACACCGAGGAGAGCCCGGCGGCCGCAGCGCCCACCGCCGCGCCGGGCCCCGGCGGCGAGAACGAGCACACGGACGGGCUCUCGCCGCCGCCGGCGGAGCCGCCGCAGCAGCAGGAGGAGGAGGAGGAGGAGAAGGAGGGAGAGGGGCAGGAAGAAGAAGGCGGCGAGUCUGAGGCGCCGCCGGGCCCCCCUGAGCCGCCGCCGCCCGCCGUUGAGGAGCCUUCCGCCGAGCCCGAGCAGCCGCCGCCUCAGCCGGCCUCGCCUCAGCCGUCGUCCGGCCGCGAAAGCCCCGAGAAGGCGGAGGCCGAGCCCGAGGCCGAGCCGCCGGCCGGGGCCGAGCCGGAGGCCGAGCCAGCGGUGGAGGCCAAGACCGAGCCGCCGGCUGAAGCCAAGACCGAGGCCGAGCCCGGCGCGGCGCAGGAGAACGGGGAGGCCGCGCCCGCCGUCCCGGCCGAGCCCGAGGACGAGAUUUCCUUCAGCGACCCCGAGGACUUCGUGGACGACAUCAGCGAUGAAGAAUUACUUGGUGAUGUACUGAAAGAUCAGCCACAGGAAGCAGAUGGGAUUGACUCAGUAAUUGUCGUGGAUAAUGUUCCCCAAGUUGGACCAGACCGACUUGAGAAACUGAAGAAUGUCAUCCACAAAAUAUUUUCCAAGUUUGGUAAAAUUAUCAAUGAAUUUUAUCCAGAAGCAGAUGGGAAGACAAAAGGAUACAUCUUUCUGGAGUAUAUGUCUCCGUCUCAUGCAGUGGAUGCUGUGAAGAAUGCAGAUGGAUACAAACUGGAUAAACAACACACUUUCAGAGUCAACCUUUUCACAGACUUUGAUAAGUACAUGACAAUCAGUGAUGAAUGGGAAAUCCCUGAGAAACAGCCAUUUAAAGAUCUGGGCAAUCUCCGAUACUGGUUGGAAGAUCCUGAUUGUAGGGAUCAGUACAGUGUGAUCUUUGAGUCAGGAGACCGGACCUCCAUUUUUUGGAAUGAUAUCAAGGAACCUGUGCAAAUUGAGGACAGAGCAAGGUGGACAGAAACCUAUGUACGUUGGUCCCCCAAGGGCACCUACUUGGCUACCUUCCACCAGCGAGGCAUCGCGCUUUGGGGUGGAGAGAAGUUCAAGCAGAUUCAAAGGUUUAGUCACCAGGGAGUGCAGCUCAUUGACUUCUCACCCUGUGAAAGGUAUUUAGUGACCUUCAGCCCUUUGAUGGACACACAGGAUGACCCUCAGGCUAUUAUCAUCUGGGACAUUCUGACUGGGCAGAAGAAGCGAGGAUUCCACUGUGAAAACUCAGCUCACUGGCCUAUUUUUAAAUGGAGUCAUGAUGGUAAAUUCUUUGCUCGAAUGACUUCAGAUACCCUCAGCAUCUAUGAAACACCUUCUAUGGGUUUGUUGGACAAAAAAAGCUUGAAAAUCACUGGGAUAAGAGACUUCUCAUGGUCUCCAGGUGGUAACAUAAUUGCUUUCUGGGUGCCUGAGGACAAAGACAUCCCAGCAAGAGUGACUUUGAUGCAGCUGCCUUCUAGACAAGAAAUACGUGUGCGAAAUCUCUUCAAUGUCGUAGAUUGUAAACUACACUGGCAGAAGAACGGGGAUUACCUGUGUGUGAAGGUAGACAGGACUCCCAAAGGCACACAGGGAGUAGUGACCAACUUUGAAAUAUUCAGAAUGAGAGAGAAACAGGUUCCAGUGGAUGUGGUGGAAAUGAAAGAAAGCAUCAUAGCCUUUGCUUGGGAACCAAAUGGAAGCAAGUUUGCUGUGUUGCAUGGAGAAACUCCACGAAUUUCAGUUUCCUUUUACCAUGUUAAAAACAAUGGGAAAAUAGAACUCAUAAAAACAUUUGACAAACAGCAGGCAAACACGAUAUUCUGGAGUCCUCAAGGGCAGUUUGUAGUGUUGGCUGGCCUCAGAAGCAUGAAUGGUGCCUUAGCGUUUGUUGAUACAUCUGACUGCACCAUGAUGAAUAUAGCUGAACACUAUACAGCUUCAGAUGUGGAAUGGGAUCCUACAGGCAGAUACAUUGUGACUUCUGUGUCUUGGUGGAGCCAUAAGGUGGACAAUGCAUAUUGGUUAUGGACGUUCCAAGGCCGUCUGCUUCAGAAAAACAACAAAGACAGGUUCUGUCAGCUGCUGUGGAGACCACGACCAGCUACCUUGCUCAGUGAGGAUCAGAUAAAGCAAAUUAAGAAGGACCUGAAGAAAUACUCCAAGAUAUUUGAGCAGAAGGAUCGCCUGAGCCAGUCCAAAGCUUCAAAGGAACUAGUGGAAAGGAGACGUACAAUGAUGGAGGAGUUCAGAAAGUACCGCAAGAUGGCACAGAAAUUGUACAUGGAGCAGAGGAGUGAGCGUUUAGAGCUUCGAGGAGGGGUAGAUACAGAUGAGCUGGACAGCAAUGUCGAUGACUGGGAGGAGGAGACUGUUGAAUUUUUUAUCAAUGAAGAAAUUAUUACCCUUGCAGAACCAGAGUAAUUAAUUAAACUGUGCACCACCAGAUCUUGUGCUGAAAAGAAGGUUGUUCAUUUUCAGAAAGCCUACAUCAACUUUGGAAUUUGUAAUCCAUAUUCUUGCACUCUGGAAGGGUGGAUGCACCAGAUUUUCUCCAUUCUGACACAUUGUAGUGCCUUUAAGUCUUGCUGCCUGCUGCAGUGAGACACUGGGAAGGCGCUGCUUUAAAUUCUAUUAUUUUUUUAGGGGUUUUGUUUUUGGUUUUUUCUUUUUUAAAUCCACUACUACCAGUAUUUACUUCCUGACUCCCUGUGCAGUACUUGCCAACUGGUAGUUUUUGGCUAUUGCCAGUGAGGUGAGAUUCACCAGCGCACCUCUUAGACGCACGAUGUUUCUGUUUCAGGACUCUUUCUAUGUCCCGAGUGCAUGGACAAGUGUUCAUUUUGUUUGGGGAAAAGUCAACAGAACCAUUUUUCAUAUGAUGUGUUUUAGUGUGCUGAAGCAGCACUACAGUGGGCUAUAUCCUCCUCCUUUCAGAUUGUGAAAGGAUGUCUCCCUCAAAGAGCUGAAUAUGGAAAUAAAAGCAGACCUAUACUAAAACCAGGCUGGCUACGUGUUGUUUGUAGGGAAUCUUUCCCUGACUGAUGAAAGUCAAACAUGCCUGCAGUAAUAAGAGUGGGUUUUAUCUUGUCUAUAUGGUUCCUUUGGAUUUUUUUAGUCUCAGUUCCUUAUGGCUCCUCUGAGGUUUGUUUUUUACAGCUCAUUGAUAGGUAGGCCUGUUCAUUAGAGUGGAGCAACAAGGAAAUGAGUGGAUUUCUUAAACCAUUUGCAAACUGAUCCUAGCCUCAGGAAUGACUGGAUUAGUCUAUGUCUUACUAAUGAACAGUGCAAAAUAUCUGAGAAGUGCUCUGUAAGCACAUGCCUUAUUCUUCCUGUUACAUUACCUAGUUUCAUUUCUAAAGCCCUCUGUGCUCAGAGGGGAAAAGUGUACUUAUAGCAACUUCUCUGUAUUUGUAUUUAUGAGUAGAAAUUCUUUCCUGGAUAUUGUCAGAGCAGUGAGAGGUUGGUGUGCUGCUUGCCCUUUGAGGGGCAGAGGAGAGUGAGGAUGCUCCUGCCUCCUCUCCUGGGCUGGCCAGGGAAGGUGUCAGUGUGGGCUGUCUGGACUGGCUGGUUUUAAACCGUGAGCUCACGGACACAGCAGUGUCUGACAGAUCUGAAGCAGAAAGCAUCCUUUGGGCAAAGGUCCCCCCACUCAGCUGGAGGCAGCUAAGGACAGUAAUGUGUGCAGUACUCACUCUUCUUUGUCCUUAGGUGAACAUGCUGUGACAGCAAAUGCAUGGAUCCCUCAAUUAACUCCCAUGUUCUCUUCACCAGGAAGACUCUUCAAAAUGAUUGUUCCAUAAUGAUGGUAUUGGCUUAAUUUUGGUAGUUCACUCUUAAACCAGUGAGUGGUUUUGUGUCCAAAAGUCUAUCUUACCUUCCAUUUUCAUUUGUUGAAAUUUGUUCAUUCAUAAUCCGUAUAUACA
Molecule: messenger RNA, 4249 nt
Organism: Strigops habroptila (Kakapo)
Lineage: Eukaryota; Metazoa; Chordata; Aves; Psittaciformes; Psittacidae
Gene: EIF3B
Product: eukaryotic translation initiation factor 3 subunit B
Exons: 19
Coding region: 279-2747 (822 amino acids)
Biological process (GO): translational initiation
Cellular component (GO): eukaryotic translation initiation factor 3 complex
Molecular function (GO): translation initiation factor binding; RNA binding; translation initiation factor activity
Source: RefSeq, a predicted model, not a curated record